GCACGUCUCAGCUUCUUUCUGGAAAGAAAAAUAUAACAAACAAGAAUGAAAUAAUUUUGGCACUAUUAUUGCAUGUCUGUUUGUGGUUCACGUUUUCUUGUGGAUUUUCUUUUACUUGUUAGGACUAGUGACUGUUAAGUGUGGAAGAUCUGUUAGGUGAGAUGAUCAACUGAGCAGAGUAUCAACUAUACUUCAUCCCAAUUUCUCCAGCGGGUGGUUUGAUCUGCCUCAGCCAGCGCUCACAGUAACUAGAGGAGCAAGACAGCCAAACCCUUUUUAGCUUUCAGCAAUGAUUGAACCGGUAGUACUGGCUUUGACUGUGGGUUUUCUCGGGUGGGCUUAUCAGGCACUGAAGCCUCCCCCUCCAAAAGUAUGCGGCUCACCUGAUGGUCCUCCUGCCACUUCACCUAGAGUUAAACUCAGUGAUGGAAGAUAUUUGGCCUACAGGGAGUUUGGAGUGCGUAAAGAAGAGGCAAAAUACAAGAUCAUCAUCAUUCAUGGCUUUGACAGUUCCAAAGAUUUGUCUUUACCUAUUGCUCAAGAACUCGUUGACGAGUUAAAGAUAUACUUUCUCUUCUUUGACAGAGCUGGUUAUGGUGAUAGUGAUCCGUAUCCAUCACGUUCAGUGAAGAGUGAAGCAUAUGAUAUUCAAGAACUAGCCGACAUGUUGCAGAUUGGAUCCAAAUUCUAUGUAAUUGGAAUCUCAAUGGGGGCUUACCCUGUUUGGAGUUGCUUGAAAUACAUACGGCACAGAUUAUUAGGAGCUUCCCUGGUUGUUCCUUUUGUGAACUACUGGUGGCCUCGUAUUCCUGUUGAUCUAUUAAGAGAAUCCCUUCAAAGGCUGCCGAUUUCAGACCAAAGGACUUUCAAAGUUGCACAUUACAUCCCGUGGCUACUUCAUUGGUGGAUGACCCAAAAAUGGUUCACUGCAUUAAGUAUCAUGGCUGGAAAUAUGGGGAUUUUCAGCCCAAAAGAUUUAGAAACAAUAAAGAAGCUUUCAGAAUCCCCUAGUGUUGAUCAGGAAAAGGUACGACAGCAAGGAGAGCAUGAAUCUCUCUACCGAGACUUACUGGCUAGCUAUGCAAACUGGGAAUUCGACCCCAUAGACUUAACAAAUCCAUUUCCUAACAAUGAGGGUUCAGUUCACAUUUGGCAAGGCUAUGAAGACAGGAUCAUUCCAUAUAAAGUAAACCGUUAUAUUGCAGAGAAGCUUCCCUGGAUUCACUAUCACGAAGUUCUUGAUUAUGGCCAUCUUCUUAUUUUUGAGAGAGAUCUAUGUGAGGCUGUGUUGAAGGCACUCUUGCUUGGAUAAGUUCUAAUGCUGAUGUUAUGUCUAAUCAUGCAGCCGUAUUUUGUAGUAAAGCUCUGGUGGUCCUUAGCUAACAAGCUUUUCUCAGAGCUGAAAUGUCCAAAAUAAAAUAAAAAAUUUACCAUCUAGCUUACAUCCUGGACGAGUGAGUUUUUGCAAUUCAUCCUCUUGAAACUGAGUUGAUGGGAAUUAUUUAUUGUAGCUGUCUACACAUGAAAAUGAAGGGAUCAAGUUUUUGUAGAGUGGUUUUCAUGGUUGUUAUUCGUGUCAUGGUUGGCAGGGCCGGCCUUGUGUCAAAAAUACCUCAAGGUGAAAAAAAAAAUUGGAGGCCUC
Argentina anserina (silverweed cinquefoil) is the source of this 1642-nucleotide messenger RNA. RefSeq lists its product as uncharacterized. Bases 290 to 1312 code for a protein of 340 amino acids. The transcript has 6 exons. The record is from RefSeq and is a predicted model, not a curated record. NCBI's taxonomy places the organism in Eukaryota, Viridiplantae, Streptophyta, Magnoliopsida, Rosales, Rosaceae.